CGGGCGGGCGGGCGGCUGCUGCUGGGAGCCGUGCUCGUCAUGGCGACUUACGUGAGCGAGCUGGAGGUGGCCAAGAAAAACUUAAGCGAGGCUUUGGGCGAGAAUGUAAAGCAAUACUGGGCUAAUUUGAAGCUGUGGUUUAAGCAAAAGAUCAGCAAAGAAGAGUUUGACCUGGAAGCUCGAAGGCUUCUCACACAAGACAAUGUCCACUCUCACAAUGACUUCCUAUUGGCUAUUCUCACACGAUGCCAAAUCUUGGUUUCUGCACCUGAGGGUGCUGGUUCUCUACCAUGGACAGGGGGUUCUGCAACAAAACCUGGCAAGCCCAAGGGGAAGAAAAAGUUUUCUUCCGUUCGGCAGAAGUUUGAUCACCGGUUCCAGCCUCAGAAUCCAUUGUCAGGAGCCCAGCAGUUUGUCGCCAAGGACCCACAAGAAGAUGAUGAUCUGAAGCUCUGUUCGCAUACAAUGAUGCUUCCCACUUGGGGCCAGCUGGAGGGAAGGAUGAUCGUCACUGCUUAUGAGCACGGCCUGGAUAAUGUCACUGAAGAAGCUGUGACAGUUGUUGUCUACGCCGUGGAGAAACAUCUUAAGGAUAUCCUUACAUCUAUAAUAUCAAGGCGAAAGGCCUACCGACUGAGAGAUGGUCACUUCAAAUAUGCCUUUGGAAGCAAUGUCAACCCACAGCCUUAUCUGAAGAACAGUGUAAUUGCUUACAAUAAUUUAACUGAAUGCCCUCCCACCUGCUUGGCACCCCCUCCUGGUCAAAAUCUUGCUUCCCACCCACCUCCGGAUGAUGCUGAGCAGCAGGCAGCCCUCCUCCUGGCAUGUUCUGGAGACACGUCACCAGCAACUCUGCCACCCGUGAACAUGUAUGACCUCUUUGAGGCACUCCAGAUCCACCGAGAAGUGGUCCCUGCUCACACUGUCUACGCCCUCAAUAUUGAAAGAAUCAUCUUGAAACUCUGGCACCCAAACCACGAGGAGCUGCAGCAAGACAAAAUCCAUCGGCAGCGGUUGGUUGCAAAGGAAGGACUCCUGAUGUGCUGAGUGAGGCAGCAGCCAGUGGCCACCAUUGGCUAUGGGCUGAGCUAAUAUUUCUUGGACUUGCGAGUUGGGCAUUUUGACUUUGGGAUCACAGAACUUGCAAUGUUGUGCCAGUAUUUCCAAGUGGAAAUGUGGACAUCUUUCCUAUGGAAAUCUGACUUGGAAAACCUGAGUGUAUCAUGUUUGCUAUCAGAAAGCCAUAUUGCAUAAAGAUUGCCUUGACUGCUUUAAGGGCCUGGCUGCCUUGCUGAGGCACUGGCCUUUUAACCAAAGUGAACAGCAUUCAUUCAGAAAAUAUUUUUGCGUACCACUGGAAAAGGGAAAGGGACAUUGUUUGCUACAGAGAGCCCGUUUCUGUUACUGUUCCCUUCAUGACAUGAAGGAUCAUGAUCAGCCAAUUCCUGCACUACAGAGAUGGACAGAGACUGGUUCUUAAAGUCACCAAGUAUUAGGGUUGCAGUUCGGGCCACUGGCUUGGGCUGUCUUUGCAGCCAUAUAGGUGAACAUGACAAAGAGCUGUGUUAGUUUUUAUUUGCAUUUGUUUUUGUUUGCAUUUGUUUUGUACAAUGUAGAUUUAUGAUAGAGGGGAGAAAUCUUGAUCCAUGUAAAUAAACUUGCU
Elgaria multicarinata webbii is the source of this 1663-nucleotide messenger RNA. It is a transcript of the gene TADA1, whose product is annotated as transcriptional adaptor 1. Gene Ontology annotation, biological process: regulation of transcription by RNA polymerase II. The transcript has 8 exons. Gene Ontology annotation, cellular component: SAGA complex. Gene Ontology annotation, molecular function: transcription coactivator activity. Bases 40 to 1047 code for a protein of 335 amino acids. The record is from RefSeq and is a predicted model, not a curated record. Lineage: Eukaryota; Metazoa; Chordata; Lepidosauria; Squamata; Anguidae.